Messenger RNA from Fragaria vesca subsp. vesca, 1102 nucleotides. RefSeq names its product monothiol glutaredoxin-S16, chloroplastic-like. The coding region runs from base 23 to 904 and encodes 293 amino acids. The transcript is spliced from 2 exons. Lineage: Eukaryota; Viridiplantae; Streptophyta; Magnoliopsida; Rosales; Rosaceae. The record is from RefSeq and is a predicted model, not a curated record.
CACUCUCCAACUCCCCAUCUCAAUGGCCACCAUCAUCCACCUCUCUCCGAUUCAAACUCCGCCGCCGUCUCCUCGCUUAUUUUCUUCCCAAACUACCCUUCACCUCUCACUCAAUUUACACCCCAAGCCCCUCUCCUUUCCCUCCAUUUCUCUCCGGCCCUACGCUCCGGCCAAGCCUCGCGCUCUGGUCGUCACUUCGGCUGUCAAGAGCCUAUCGGAGACUGAGCUAGUCCCAGUGGACGGUGAGGAAGUCGCCGGAAAAUUGCCGUCGGAGACCGGCGUCUACGCCGUUUUUGACCAGAACGGUGAGCUUCAGUUCGUCGGCUUAUCGAGAAACAUAGCCGCGAGUAUUCUUGUUCACCGGAAAUCGGUGCCGGAGCUAUGCCACUCCGUCAAGGUUGGGAUAGUGGAUGAACCAGAUAGGACGGUUCUGACGGAAGCUUGGAAAUCAUGGAUGGAAGAACACAUAAAAGCUACUGGGAAAGUGCCUCCAGGUAAUGAAUCAGGCAAUGCCACCUGGGUGCGGCAGGCACCUAAGAAGAAGAAGCCUGAUCUGCGGCUGACACCAGGUCGUCACAUGCAGUUGACAGUUCCGUUGGAGCAACUUGUGGAUCGGUUGGUGAAGGAGAACAAGGUUGUGGCAUUUAUCAAGGGUUCAAGAAGUGCCCCGUUGUGUGGUUUCUCGCAGAGAGUUAUUGGCAUUCUUGAAAACCAAGGGGUAGAUUAUGAGAGUGUUGAUGUGCUUGAUGAAGAGUAUAACUCUGGAUUGAGGGAGACUUUGAAGAGCUAUAGCAAUUGGCCUACUUUCCCGCAAAUAUUUGUAAACGGAGAACUGGUUGGGGGAUGUGAUAUUCUAACAUCCAUGCACGAAAAGGGCGAGCUUGCUAGCUUGUUUAAGAAGUGAUUGGCAGCCAAGUUUUGGUCUCUAUGUAGAUGGGAUGUGAGCGUGAAACUGUACUAGGUAGGCAAUUCAUGUAUCAAGUCAUUAGUUCUAUGCAGCAUAUUUAGGCCUGUACUCCAUAAGCUGCAUCUAUUUAGAGAAAAAACUUUAGUGGAAAACAUUAAUAAUAUAAUAUUGAUUGAGCUGGAUUAUGAAGUUGUC